UUUAACGGUUGCCCAGCGGAAAGCAUAAAUUUCUUGUAAACAUUUAAUUAGCUAACGUAAAAAAAAAUCCAAACUCUCACUCGCAAUGCAUCCAUCGGACUUGGGUAAAAAAACUGGUGCGUUAGUAAUUGAGGUGUUGCAAGUGUUGGGUCGCCCAGCCAGUCUGAAGGAGGUAUCUCAACGCAUUGCCAACAUCUAUAAGGUGGAAGGUGAUCGCAUUCGUCGCGUUGUUGAAGAUGUGCUCGCAGCUGGUGUGCAUCAUGGAUUCUUCAAAUGUCGCAAUUAUCAUUACUCAAUCAAUGCGACAACCAUUGAACACUUGCGCCAAGAUAUUGACCAGUAUGUGAAUGAAAUGCUAUCACUGGACUGCCAGGACGCUGAUGAUUUGCCGCAACCAUCUAAGCUAAUGCUCAAAUUGGAGCUAUUGGAUGAUGGAUCACAGGCUAUGAUGCCAAUGCUGCUACCGCGUCGUCCCAUAUCCGGGGAGCUCUUUGAGCCAACGCCGCCGGGAGAUGCAGCUGUUGACACCUACUAACAUUUGUACUAACUCUCUUUGACAUUGCCGCAUAUUUGAUUUGUUGAUUGUGCUUCGCCAGAGAUAUCUCUGUUUUUAACUGUAAAAUUCGAGUAAAACCACAAACAAGUGCUCGCAGUGAACUUGCAGUGCAGUGCAAUAAACUCACCAAUGGCAGUCCCAUAUAUACCCUAA
This is a messenger RNA of Drosophila grimshawi, 709 nucleotides long. RefSeq lists its product as uncharacterized. The transcript has a single exon. The record is from RefSeq and is a predicted model, not a curated record. NCBI's taxonomy places the organism in Eukaryota, Metazoa, Arthropoda, Insecta, Diptera, Drosophilidae. Bases 86 to 535 code for a protein of 149 amino acids.